GCAGACUUUAAUGCAAUACCAGCAUUUUGCCUGACCCCGCCCUACAGCCCUUCUGAUUUUGAGAUGUCGCAGGUGGCCCAUGUGGGGACACCCCUGCCUGCUGCAGCGCUCAGCAAGUCACCCUCCGAGGCUGCCAAGCCUCCUCUGGCCGCAUCUCGGAGGGAAGCGGAGAGGCCUCCAGCAGCCAGGCCUCUGAAGGCUCAAGCGACCAGUGUUAUCCGCCACACGGCUGAUGCCCAGCUUUGUAAUCGCAGAACCUGCCCGGUGAGAACCGCCAGCGUGCUGAAAUACCAGGACAGCGUCUCGAGGGAAGCACGCAGUAAGCGAAGCGCAGAAGCAGAACAGUCGGCGCGUCCCACUGACGCGCCGAGCAGAGCCGGUGAUGAUAGCGGUGAGCUGCCAGCGGCAGAAGGGAAACCCGCAGAACUCGCUGUCGGUCCGGUGCCCUUGGCGAAGCCAUCGGCAGGGGUGGCACUGCCGUGCCCUGCCCAAGGCAGCGGAGCUCCCCCCGUGCCAGUGAUUUGCCAGAUGGUCCCGCUGCCUGCGAACAACAACGUUGUGACGGCCGUGGUGCCCAACACCACACCAAGCCAGCAGCCGGCUCUCUGUCAGCCCAUGGUCUUCAUGGGCCCUCAAGUUCCCAAAGGUGCCGUUAUGUUUGUCAUGCCCCAGCCGGUUGUGCAGAACACAAAGGCUCCCAUUAUUAGUCCGAACGGCACGAGACUCUCUCCCAUUGCCCCUGCUCCCGGCUUCGUACCUUCUGCAGCAAAAACCACUCCUCCGGUUGUUGAUUCUUCAAGAAUAAGAAGUCACAUUUGCAGCUACCCAGGAUGUGGGAAAACAUACUUCAAGAGCUCCCAUUUGAAGGCUCAUGUCAGAACACACACAGGAGAAAAGCCGUUCAGUUGUAGUUGGAAAGGCUGUGAGAGAAGGUUUGCACGGUCUGAUGAACUGUCUCGCCACCGCAGAACGCAUACUGGGGAGAAGAAGUUUGCCUGCCCGAUGUGUGAGCGGCGGUUCAUGAGGAGCGACCACUUAACAAAACACGCGCGUCGCCACUUAUCGGCGAAGAAGCUGCCAAACUGGCAAAUGGAAGUGAGCAAGUUAAACGAUAUUGCCCUGCCGCCAGCAUCUGCGACCGCACAGUGA
Molecule: messenger RNA, 1149 nt
Organism: Antrostomus carolinensis (chuck-will's-widow)
Lineage: Eukaryota; Metazoa; Chordata; Aves; Caprimulgiformes; Caprimulgidae
Gene: KLF10
Product: KLF transcription factor 10
Exons: 3
Biological process (GO): regulation of transcription by RNA polymerase II
Molecular function (GO): DNA-binding transcription factor activity, RNA polymerase II-specific; RNA polymerase II cis-regulatory region sequence-specific DNA binding
Source: RefSeq, a predicted model, not a curated record